Messenger RNA from Rotaria sp. Silwood1, 942 nucleotides. The record is from the annotation of a GenBank genome assembly. NCBI's taxonomy places the organism in Eukaryota, Metazoa, Rotifera, Eurotatoria, Philodinida, Philodinidae.
AUGAAGAAGACAAUUGUAAAAGCAUUACCAAAAGAUUUAGAUGUAAUAUUCGUGCAUGAACAUUCUCGAAUACCAAAAGUUUUACGACGACAUUUAAAUCAUCUAGAGGCACGUCGACGUUGUGAACAUGAUUCACAAUUGGCAAUCAUAUUUUACUAUAAAAAUGGAUAUUUUGCACAAAACGACGCCUCGUCAAUUGAACCCAAACCUGAUACACAGACAAGUACAGCAUCAUCUCUUUCUCAAACAACUACACAAUCUUCAUUAUUCAGCUCAAAUAAUUCAACAUUGGAUGGUUUGAACUUGAACGAACAUAAAAGAAAACGUGACAACUCAUUAGAACCUGCACCAAAAAAAAAAAUCAUUUACCCUCGCAGUGGCUAUCCAGAUGACCUUGGAAAUGUUUCUUCAUCAGAAACUGAUACAACAAAUGCUGCUUCUGGAGAAAAAAAUAGUCGUUUUCAAGCAAUAGAUUGUGAAACAUAUGAUUUCAUAGAAGAUGAUGCUGUUGGGUUUGAUUCAGAGAGCCCAAUAAUAUUGGAUUCCCCACAUAAACGUACAACACUUCCUACAUCAAAAACUGAUGUAAUAGCUAGCAUUUUCAAAGAAAUCAAUAAUAUUGUUGCAUCACAACAUCCAACAACAAGUGUUUGUACCAAUGAAAAUCGUAGUUGUUUUGAAACAGAUGAUUUUGAACAAUCAAGUGCAGAUCCUUAUGUAUCACCAGAUUAUGCAUGUGAUGGUUUAUCGAAAGAUGUCGAAGCUCGUUUGAUAUUACCUCAUAUAGCACUAACUGGACAUACAGAAGAUGAUGCUGCUAUAUUUGAUUCACAGAGUUCAAUAAUAUUGGAUUCUGCACAUAAAGGUACAACUCUUUCUACAUCAAAAACUGAUACAACAGCUAGCAUUUUGAAAGGUGACAAAAAUACUAUUUUGAACUAA